This is a messenger RNA of Populus nigra (black poplar), 1572 nucleotides long. Its product is annotated as GDSL esterase/lipase At5g03980-like. The transcript has 7 exons. Gene Ontology annotation, molecular function: hydrolase activity, acting on ester bonds. The coding region runs from base 1 to 1572 and encodes 523 amino acids. Lineage: Eukaryota; Viridiplantae; Streptophyta; Magnoliopsida; Malpighiales; Salicaceae. The record is from RefSeq and is a predicted model, not a curated record.
AUGGCUACCAGCAACGUUGUUUGUGCUUUAGUUCUUUCCUCUCUGUUCCAUUUUCUUCUUGUUCCUGUAUCAAGUACUCGUGGAGUCAAUGUUCUUAAAAAAUGUGGGUUUAAAGCAAUUUAUCAGCUUGGGGAUUCUAUAGCUGACACUGGCAAUUUGAUUCGCGAAAAUCCUCUUUCUCCAUAUGCUUCAUUUCCUUAUGGUUUGAAACUCUCGAAGCCAACAGGUAGAUGCUCCAAUGGGUUGUUGAUGAUUGAUUACAUUGCACGCUCGGCUAAACUUCCCUCUCCUGGUGCCUACUUGAAUUCGGCAAGAAAAUUUUCCGGUGGCCGCGGUGGAGUGAAUUUUGCAGUUGCUGGUUCAACUGCCUUGCCUGCAGAAGUUUUAUCGUCAAAGAAUAUAAUGAACAUUGUGACAAAUGAAUCUCUUAGCACACAACUUGAGUGGAUGUUCUCCUAUUUUAACACAACAUGUUCCAAAGUUCUUUCCUCUCUGUUCCAUUUUCUUCUUGUUCCUGUAUCAAGUACUCGUGGAGUCAAUGUUCUUAAAAAAUGUGGGUUUAAAGCAAUUUAUCAGCUUGGGGAUUCUAUAGCUGACACUGGCAAUUUGAUUCGCGAAAAUCCUCUUUCUCCAUAUGCUUCAUUUCCUUAUGGUUUGAAACUCUCGAAGCCAACAGGUAGAUGCUCCAAUGGGUUGUUGAUGAUUGAUUACAUUGCACGCUCGGCUAAACUUCCCUCUCCUGGUGCCUACUUGAAUUCGGCAAGAAAAUUUUCCGGUGGCCGCGGUGGAGUGAAUUUUGCAGUUGCUGGUUCAACUGCCUUGCCUGCAGAAGUUUUAUCGUCAAAGAAUAUAAUGAACAUUGUGACAAAUGAAUCUCUUAGCACACAACUUGAGUGGAUGUUCUCCUAUUUUAACACAACAUGUUCCAAAGAUUGUGCUAAAGAAAUCAAAUCAUCUCUCUUCAUGGUUGGGGAGAUUGGAGGCAAUGACUAUAACUAUGCUUUCUUGUUUAACAAAACCACUGAAGAACUAAAUGCGUUGGUUCCUGAAGUUGUCAGAGCUAUAAAGGAUGCUGUUGCGAAAGCCAUUGGUCGCGGUGCUAGACGAGUGGUUGUCCCUGGAAACUUCCCGAUAGGUUGCUUCCCGGUUUAUCUUAGCCAAUUCCAGCCCAAUGAUGCUGCUGCUUAUGAUGAGUUCCACUGCCUCAAGGGGUUAAACUCUUUCGCAAGUUAUCACAAUGAGCUUCUCAAGCAAACCGUUGAGGGAUUGAAAAGAAAUUACCCUGAUGUGAUCAUAGUUUACGGCGACUAUUACAAAGCAUUCAUGUCGAUCUAUCAGAACGCUCGGUCUCUUGGUUUUGAUACGAAGUCGAUGCAAAAAGCUUGCUGCGGGACUGGUGGUGAUCAUAAUUUUAGCCUGAUGAGAAUGUGUGGAGAUCCUGACGUUCCGGUUUGUCCAAAGCCUGAUCAAUACAUCAGCUGGGAUGGAGUUCAUUUGACACAAAAGGCUUAUCAACACAUGGCAGAAUGGCUUAUCAACGAUAUCUUUCCAAAGCUUCAAUGCAGUGCUUGA